Nilaparvata lugens (brown planthopper) is the source of this 1445-nucleotide messenger RNA. RefSeq lists its product as uncharacterized. The transcript has 2 exons. Gene Ontology annotation, biological process: DNA integration. The coding region runs from base 20 to 1120 and encodes 366 amino acids. The record is from RefSeq and is a predicted model, not a curated record. NCBI's taxonomy places the organism in Eukaryota, Metazoa, Arthropoda, Insecta, Hemiptera, Delphacidae. Gene Ontology annotation, molecular function: nucleic acid binding.
CGUUGAAUAAUAAUUAGAUAUGUUAAAGUUAUUGCAUGAAGGGCAUUUUGGUAUUACUCGUACUACAGAUAGAGCACGAGAGAUUUUGUUUUGGCCAGGUAUGGCAAAGGAUAUAGAAAAAAUGAUUGCAAGAUGCUCUGUGUGUGAGCGAUAUAGAUAUGCAAAUAUUAAAGAACCAAUGAUUUGUCAUGAAAUUCCAGAUUUUCCAUUUCAAAAAUUGGGAACUGACAUAAUGGAGUUCAAAGGCAGGGCUUAUUUAGUAGUUGCAGAUUAUCUUACUAAAUGGCUAGAAAUUGUCCCUCUCAAAGGUAAACAAAGCUCUGAUGUAAUCAAUGCUCUAAAAAAUAUUUUUUCAGUUUUUGGUAUACCUGAUAUUAUUGUGUCUGAUAAUAUGCCUUUUGCAUCAUAUGAAUGUAAAAAAUUUGCUGUAGAAUUUGAUUUUAAAUUUCAAACGUCAAGUCCAGGAUAUGCUCAAUCAAAUGGAUUAGCAGAGAGAUUUUUUCAAACUGCUAAAAACAUUCUGAAAAAAUCAGAUGAUAUAAGUGUAGCAUUAAUGGAGUAUCGUAACACACCAAUUCCAGGAUUGAACAGAUCUCCUGCUCAACUGUUGUUUUUUAGAAGAUUGAAAACUAAAUUACCAGUUGUUGAAAAACAAAUGUCAGAUCAUGAACAGUUUAAAUUGCAUUUGCAAAAUAAAAAUAGGAAAAGCAAAGAUUACUAUGAUGCACAUGCAAGGGCUAGGCCAGAUUUCAAAGAGGGGGAUAGGGUAGUCCACAGAAGAGGAAAGGAGUGGCAUCCAGCUACAGUAGUAUCAAAGCAUAGUUCGCCCAGGUCCUAUAUUAUAGAGUCAGAGUCAAAUGUUUUGCGUAGAAAUAGAGUUGAUUUAAGGAGGUCCAGAAGAGGUGAAAUAAAUAGAGAUUACUGUAAUAGGGAUUCAAGUGAAGAGAAAAAGGAUCAAGUCCAAAGUAAUGAGUCUCAACUAGAAAAUGAUGGUGACAUAGUAGAGAAUAGGCAAGUAGAAGACCCUAUGAAUAAUAAUGUGGAUGAAGAGUAUAAUAACUCACGUCCAGUAAGAAAUAGCAGAUUGCCUAAAAAGUAUUCAGAUUAUGUUAUGUAUUAAGUGUUAUGCAUUAAGUAUUAUGUACUAAGUUAAGUAAGCAUAACCUUAUGUUAUGAUUAUAAUAAUGUUUAUUAUAUGUAUUAAGUUAAGUAAGCAUAACCUUAUGUUAUGGUUAUAAUAAUGUUUAAGUUGGAUAGUUUCUAUUUUCAAAGGGGAAGAUGUUAUAAUAAUGGACUAAGGUUACAUUGGCAGCACUGCUUACAGCAGGACACACAAAAGCGAUUAGCAGUAAAAUGUGAUCUGAAGAACUCGGUAAAAUUGCUUAAUGACAAACUGAACUAUUUUAUAAUAUUUAUGAAGUUAUGUGUGAAAACAAUAAAUAGCA